AUAUUUUCCCAGCUCUAUAAUGUAAUGGUAUUUGAGGUUUUGUGGCCGUGUUUUUGUUUGGUGAGGUAAAUGAAAAUCAGCGAAAUCGCCCAGGAAUCGAGGCCAAUGGAACGGACGACCAAGUGACCAGCGCAGGCAAUCAGGACACGAAGGAAAAGCGGAAUUAUCGGAAGGGCAGCAGCACCUCGAGCAGCGACACAGCGACAACAAAGAGGAAACGCCAACGGGGAGGAAGGGGCAAAGCAUGAGCUGGAGCUGAGCUUGAAAUCGAAAUUAAAACUGCAACUGCAACUGCGACCAGGAGUGCGGAGUGUGACGACGAGUGGCGAGGGCAACCAAACAGUGUGGGCGGACAAUCAGACAACGUGACGAAAAGUUGGGUAAUUGGAUAAGCAGCCAAGUGACUUGAAGAGCAGCCCAUGAACUUCAGGUGUCCAGGCAGUAGUUCCUCAUCAGAGACGACAGAAAUUAAAUCCUGCAGCCACCAACAGCACCUCCACGGCGAGGCAACUGGCAGAAACAAAUCCGCAGACGCAGCAGCAGACGGAGAUAACAACGGAUCCACUAUGAGCACUGUGUUCAUAAACUCUCGCAAGAGCCCCAAUGUGCUGAAGAAGCAGGGCACCGACCAGUGGGUCAAGCUGAAUGUGGGCGGCACCUAUUUCCUCACCACAAAGACGACGCUCUCCCGCGACCCCAACUCCUUUCUGUCACGUCUGAUCCAGGAAGACUGCGACUUGAUAUCGGAUCGGGACGAAACUGGCGCCUACCUGAUCGACAGAGAUCCCAAAUACUUUGCCCCGGUGCUGAACUACUUGCGGCACGGUAAGCUAGUACUCGAUGGCGUCUCUGAGGAGGGAGUACUGGAGGAGGCCGAGUUCUAUAAUGUGACACAAUUAAUAGCACUGCUGAAGGAGUGCAUCAGUCACAGGGAUCAGCGGCCGCAAGCGGACAAGAAACGGGUUUAUCGUGUGCUUCAGUGCCGGGAGCAAGAACUGACUCAGAUGAUCUCAACGCUUUCGGAUGGUUGGCGAUUCGAGCAGUUGAUCAGCUUGGGUAUGCAGUACACCAGUUAUGGGCCCUUCGAAAACAAUGAGUUCCUGUGUGUGGUCUCCAAAGAGUGCGGAACGACGGCCGGCCGGGAGCUAGAGCUAAACGACCGCGCCAAGGUCCUGCAGCAGAAAGGAUCACGAAUUCUUGGAAUUUAAAUGCGCACAAUGUUCACAUAGAAACCUUUAACGAGAUCGAACUCACAUCAUCUAUCAAUCAAAAAACAGAAUUCAUCGCCAAUCAGCUAACAAUAGAGACAACAGCAACAAUAAGAGCCGCCAAGGAAGCGCCACAUUAGCAACAGUACAUCAUCAGGCAGUUCAUUAUAGGAUUUCAGACUAGACCAGACCAUACCAGACCAGCCACAGCCACCUACCAAGUUCAUCCCAAGCAGCCGCGUUUCAAAACAGAAGUUAACAGACAAAUACUGAAAUUCGAUUUCAAUAGCGUUGUGCGCUUGCUCCUGUACUAUAGACUAUAUAUAUAUAGCACUGUAGAGAGCUAAUUUGUGGGCUGGAGUGCAUGUGUUCAACUCGAGUGGAACCAAAAACUAAGAAAACAAAUGAAAUAAUAUAAAAAAAAAUUACAAACUAAGCUAGAACCACAACCAGCCAACCAGUGCUUUGUUGAGCGCCUCUGCUUUGAGCUCCGCGAGAGCACAGUUCUCAGGUCCUGAACGGAUCUCUCUUGCGUACAAUAAGGUAGGAAUUAUGCACAAUUUAGCGGAUGUUUGUAGGGUUAGGUCUUAGUAGUUUUUAUAGUGCUUACAAUAUAACAACACCGACUAUUUCGCCGCUGGGCAGUCGCGUCCUUGGUUAAGCAAUUUAAUUUCAUAAACUGUACUCUAAGUUGGAGCUGCAUUUACAUGUCAGACUUGGAUGCUCCCCAGAACCGUAGAGCCGUUAACUAAAGGAUUAACUAUUUGUUUGUCCAAUGAGAUACGUUUUUCGAUUUAAAAUAACCAAAAAAAUAUAAAGAAAAACUUUAAAUUGUUCAAACAAAUGGUAAAUUCUUGAGUAUAAAAUUCGUUCCGCGUUGUGUACGCCCCCGGCUACUACCUUUUGAGCUUUAUUUAAGUGAAAAAUACAAAAAAAAAUAAUACAUGAAAAGCAAAAACAAUGAUAUCCACUAAUGAAAACAAAUGAAUUACGACUGAAUUUAUGUGAACUUGCACUCAAAAAUAUAACAAAAAAAAACUUGAAAUUUGAUAGUGACGAGAAAUGUUAAUUAAUAAAAACAAAAAAGCAAAUAAUACAAAAUGAUGGAAUUAUAAGCGAAAACCCUAUCCGGCGACGUUAUGUUCAGACAGGCAUAUAAUAUAAUAUGAUAAGUACAUUAAUGUAUAUAAUUUUAAAUACAUAGAUACUAAUUUAUACACAAGAAAACAAAAGAAAAUGAAAAAAAAAAAAAUUUGAUAACAAUUCAAAAACGUCGCCACCUACUCGUCGUACCCAUUUUGACUUAUUUUAUGUAACGUAAGGUGCGUGCUGAUUAUUUAGAGAAUAACUUUAAAUUAUGCUAAACGUGAAUUUUUGGUUCACGCAGCUCCCGGUUAAUGCCGUAAAUAUAUAUACCCGGAUCCGGCAAAACAGCAAUACCAGAAUGGCGCAACUGCUUUAAAUAUAUAUGCAGAUAUACAGCAGAUACAGAAUAUGGGUAAAGCUAUAUACAUAUAUAUAUAUACACAUGCAGAUAUUCAAAACGAUAAUACGAUAAUCCUAAUGUAAAACCCUCAAUAAUAUUGUACUCACCCGGGCCUUACCUAACCCCCUCCACAUUAUAAAGAAUAAAACUCUUCACAAGUUUA
Molecule: messenger RNA, 2857 nt
Organism: Drosophila bipectinata
Lineage: Eukaryota; Metazoa; Arthropoda; Insecta; Diptera; Drosophilidae
Gene: inc
Product: BTB/POZ domain-containing protein inc
Biological process (GO): proteasome-mediated ubiquitin-dependent protein catabolic process; protein homooligomerization
Cellular component (GO): cytoplasm; Cul3-RING ubiquitin ligase complex
Molecular function (GO): cullin family protein binding
Source: RefSeq, a predicted model, not a curated record